GUUUGGAUCCUAUGCUGAGACACUGAUCAGCACUCAGAGUUGUCUUAUCCGUCUGUGAGGACACAUUUCUUUCCAUUGCUGGAACAAGCAAACUCUUUCUUUUCGAAAGAGGCAGCUGUCCGGAACUUGGUAGACCGAAUGGUCGCCAGUUCACUUUUGCCCCUCUGGCGCCUCCUUGGCCAUUCCAACCAGCGAAUCAGAACUUCUGCAACCUUAUUUUGAGACAUUGACCACAGCAGGACCUUCCCUGACCCAAACACACAUGCAUCCUUCUGAUCGGCCUCACUCCCUAAAUCUCAAUCCCAUUCCAAUGGCACAACUGUCCCUCUUUGACAUUCAACUUCUAAAAGACGAGAUCACACAGUACCUCUCCGAGCACGACUUGGUCCAAUGCACCCUGGUCUCCAAGGAUUGGUUGGCCUGGUUCAGCCCAGCACUCUGGCGCACCCUUAACUUCGCACGCAGCACACCUCACAUCUCCGCUCUCAUAACCAACCAACAUUAUGUCCUAUCUGUCACUGCAUUCCACAAGUAUCUGGCCUCGAUCUCACUUGCCUCGGUCCCAUUCCCGAAUCUGCAGUCACUGGACCAUACACCAGAUUACGGCACGCCUUGCAACGAAGAUCAAGUCUUGCGUUUUAUCAAGGCAACCCCAUCUCUCCGAUGCGUCAAAUUAACGCUCUCUCUCAGUCAAGAAAGUGUUCUCCAGCAAUUGAUUGAUACGCUGCGAUCGCACCCUGCCCUGAUGAACCUCGACCUGUCUUGCCGCGAAUUCACCGAUCCUAACUCUAUCCAGCAAAUUAUCGAGGCCUGCCAGUAUUACGAUUCUCUCCAUCUUAAGUUUGGAGACGACAUGCCUUCUCAUGUCGGGCACUACCAUAACUAUGGGGAUGGAAUUGCACAUCAAAUUGAGAGUUGUCGGACCGCCAAGGUUGCCAUGGACCAGAUGCAAGAUAUGCGCAUCCGUGCGUUGUCCAUACGCAUCUCUAACGCGAAUCAAGAGCCUGCUAUCAUCGUGCCCCUCCUGAGGCGAUGCCCGAACCUGGAGAUGCUGCAUUUGAUCAGAAUCCAUCAUGAGGAUACCCUGCCCCAGGUUGUGAGUCUCUUCAGCGAGGACAGGUACUGCACAAAACUGAAGGAUGUGCGCAUGGGAUACAUUCGGAGAAAUGACAACACAGCAGCGCUACAGGCGGACUUUCUACGGCUACUCGGACAUGACAGUGGCAAUGGCUGCAGCGACAAUGGAUUUAGGCACGGUCUUGAGAAACUGACGUUGAGUCGCGCGGUGGAAUUCAACGAACAGUCUAUCCUUGCCCUCAGCAAUCAUCAUGUAGGGUCGCUGACGACCGUCGAUUUCUCGAAACUAUGCAUGUCGACAACGAAUUUCAUUCACCUAAUGACCAGUCUUCCAAAAUUACGAUCGCUGUAUGCGGUCUUGGAGUACACGCGCACCGAUACCCAGGCUGUGCUCCUUCAAAAACAGUGGAUUUGUCUAGAGUUGAGAAUCCUGGAGCUGAAUAUAGAUCUGAUAUGCGACGACAAUCAGUUCCGCGCCCCUGCUUGGAAGGGCUCUCCCGCAGACAGUUGCAUGACCUACUUGUUCUCUCAGAUUGGCAUACUGACCAAGCUGCAGCAGUGGAGGCUGCAGACUUCCGAUGUGGAUCUUUGGCAGUUGGAGGGCGGCUAUCUUGGUUUACUGGCGGGAUUAAAGCAGCUAAGGGCAUGUUACUUUGAGCGUCUAUUCCCUAUCAGGUUCCAAAUCGGGACAAGGGUGGCAGAGUGGAUGAUUGAACACUGGCCAAGGCUGAUCCAUGUCGGGAUGCUUAACGGGUUCGCGAAGGAAAGGCUUGAGGCAUCUGAUAGGCAUGCACUUCACGCAUUUACGGAGACUUUGCUGGCAAACCGGCCAUGGUUGCAAGUCGACUAGCAAUGAUAGCCAUUUUCACAGUAAUUAACGUUACUCGCUCUUCUGCUGGAACAAGCGCUGUUCCUAUGUACCGCUUCUCCAUGCCCUCGUUCCCGUCGUGAUCUUCGUCCCCAUCCUCAUUCUCAUGCUAUUUUUUUGGCCACUGACUCACGUUCUUAGCCGCACCGAUAUAGUGAAGUUAACAAUCUUUGACAUUCCACUUCUCAAGAACAUGAUCACCCAACGCCUUUCGAACUAUGGUUUGGUACAGCGCGACCUCGUCUCGCGGGGAUGUUUCGAUGACCUAUACCUAUACUCUAGCGUAUUUUUAGGUGGCGAAAACUUCCCGCCAUCGAGUCUUCAGCCCUAGUAAGGCACCACGAUCUCAUUCAAAAACUUCUCAGCUGGGAUGGUAAACAGACGGCAGAGGAAACCA
This is a messenger RNA of Gamsiella multidivaricata, 2342 nucleotides long. RefSeq lists its product as uncharacterized. The record is from RefSeq and is a predicted model, not a curated record. The transcript has 2 exons. Gene Ontology annotation, molecular function: protein binding. Lineage: Eukaryota; Fungi; Mortierellomycota; Mortierellomycetes; Mortierellales; Mortierellaceae. Bases 263 to 1927 code for a protein of 554 amino acids.